Molecule: messenger RNA, 1856 nt
Organism: Ceratotherium simum simum (southern white rhinoceros)
Lineage: Eukaryota; Metazoa; Chordata; Mammalia; Perissodactyla; Rhinocerotidae
Source: RefSeq, a predicted model, not a curated record
CCAGACCAUCAUUGUCGGGGCCCAGAUCAUUGAUCUGAUGAUGUUGGUCAUCGAUGUGACCAAGGGGAUGCAGACGCAGUCAGCGGAGUGCCUUGUGAUCGGGCAGAUCGCCUGCCAGAAGCUGGUCGUGGUGCUGAACAAAACAGACCUCUUAGCCGAAGGGAAGAGGCAGGCAGCGAUUGAUAAAAUGGCCAAGAAAAUGCAGAAGACUCUAGAGAACACCAAGUUCCGAGGUGCACCAAUUAUACCUGUGGCGGCCAAGCCUGGGGGACCAGAGGCCCCUGAAACAGAAGCUCCACAGGGCAUCUCGGAGCUCAUUGAGCUCCUGACGUCCCAGAUUUCCAUCCCAACGAGAGACCCUUCAGGACCGUUCCUCAUGUCUGUGGACCACUGUUUCUCCAUCAAAGGCCAAGGCACUGUGAUGACAGGGACCAUCCUUUCAGGCUCCAUCAGCCUUGGCGACAGUGUGGAGAUUCCUGCCCUCAAGGUGGUGAAGAAGGUCAAGUCCAUGCAGAUGUUCCACAUGCCUGUCACCUCAGCCAUGCAGGGAGACCGGCUGGGCAUCUGUGUCACUCAGUUUGACCCCAAGCUGCUGGAGCGUGGCCUGGUGUGUGCCCCUGAGUCCCUGCACACUGUCCACGCGGCCCUCAUCUCCGUGGAGAAGAUCCCAUAUUUCCGGGGGCCCCUGCAGACCAAGGCCAAGUUCCACAUCACGGUGGGCCACGAGACGGUCAUGGGCCGGCUGAUGUUCUUCAGCCCCGCCCCCGACAGCUUUGACCACGAGCCUGUGCUGGACUCCUUUGACUUCUCUCGGGAAUACCUCUUCCAGGAGCAGUACCUGUGCAAGGAUCUGGCGCCGGCGGUGACAGACAGUGGCGAGGCUGAUAAGAAGGCGGGUCAGGCCAUAGAAGGCCGCUGCCCCCGCCAGCAGUGGGCCCUGGUGGAGUUUGAGAAGCCUGUCACCUGCCCUCGGCUGUGCCUGGUGAUCGGCUCCAGGCUAGAUGCAGACAUUCACGCAAACACGUGCCGGCUGGCCUUCCAUGGCGUCCUGCUCCAUGGGCUGGAGGACAGGAACUACGCCGAGAGCUGCCUGCCACGGCUGAAAGUGUACAAGCUCAAGCAUAAGCAUGGCCUUGUGGAGCGGGUGAUGGAUGACCACAGCGUGAUCGGCCGCUCCCUGUUCAAAAAGGAGACCAACAUCCAGCUCUUCGUGGGGCUCAAGGUGUACCUGUCUACUGGGGAGCUAGGGGUCAUUGACAGCGCUUUCGGCCAGAGUGGCAAGUUCAAGAUCCACAUCCCUGGUGGUCUUGGCCCCGAGUCCAAGAAGAUCCUGACGCCCGCCCUCAAGAAGCGGGGCCGGGCUGGCAGAGGAGAGGUGGCCAAGCAGGAGGAGGGCAUGGAGCGGCCCGAGCCCGCACAGCACGUGGCGCUCAGCCUGUCUUUCAAGCGCUAUGUCUUCGACACCCACAAGCGCAUGGUCCAGUCUCCCUGAGUGCCCCGGUGACCUCUCCCAGGGCCACCUUGCCCAGGACUGGGCUGGGCUGCAGUGCCAAAUGCCCAACCACAUGUGCCUCGACCUCCUCCAGUCUCUCCCUGCUGCCCUGCAGGCAGGAGGCCCCCAGCCCUGGCAUUCAGCCCCAGUGAGAAGCCAGCGGGUGGUGGGGUACAGUGUUCUUCCACCCCUGCACCUUCCUGCCAGGGGCAGCACCCACCUAGGAAUGGGCCUUGUCUGGAGAGCUGGUGGCCAGUGUCUUCCAGGCUGCCCAGCUGGUGGCCAUCUGAAGGCCAAUCCCCACCCUGCCCCCUGGCAGCUGGGCACUUGCCAGCUGCAAAUAAAUGUCCUGUGGUGCCACCCA